AUGGCAGGAGGUCGCAAGAGCAAGGCAGCCACGGCGGCCGCACCGACGCGGACGCUAGUGGUCGACAACGGCGCAUACACGAUUAAGGCCGGCUUCGCAGAGGGCGACGAUGCGGCGUCGGCAUCAGCAUCAGCAUCUGCAUCUGCAUCUCCCCGUGUCAUUCCCAACUGCCUAGCGCGUGACCGGCAGCGCCGCACGUACAUGGGCUCAGAGCUAGCGCAGUGCCGAGACUUUGGCGAGAUGGCCUUCCGGCGGCCGGUCGAGCGCGGCUACAUUGUCAGCUGGGAGGCGGAGCGGGCGAUCUGGGAGCAGGAGUUUUUUGCAGACGCGCCGCCGUCGCUGCGCUGCGACCCGACCGAGACGCGACUGGUGCUGACGGAGCAGCCAAACGCGCUGCCGGCACUGCAGACCAACGGCGACCAGAUCGUGUUUGAGGAGUUUCAGUUUGCGAGCUACUAUCGCGGCACGGCGGCCCAGUUCAACGCAUAUCUGGAUCUCGAGCCUUUGGGUCCGUCUGGUCUGUCUGAACAGCCUGCGCCGGCCGAGAUUCGGCUCGUCAUCGACUCGGGCUACUCCUGCACGACCGUCACGCCCGUUCUGCGCGGCCGGCCGCUGCAGUCGGCCGUGCGGCGGCUCGACGUCGGCGGCAAGCUGCUGACCAACUACCUGACUAAGCUGCUGUCGAUGCGCCACUACGACAUGCGCCACGACACGUACAUUGUCAACGAGAUCAAGGAGAAGGCCUGCUACGUGGCCCUGGACUUUGCCGCCGAUCUGGACCGAACCUGGAAGGGGACACGGGGCGGCACACAAGACAGGACGACGCUCGUGGACGAUGGCGAGGCUGAUCGUCGUCGCCGGCUCGCCCAGUUUCGUGCUGGCAGCAACGGCAUCGCUCGGGAGUACGUGCUGCCGGACUACCACGCGCGGAUGGAAGGCAUCGUGCGGGACUUUGGGACGGCCGCCACAACAAGCACGGCAGACGUGCAGCCAGACGUGCUCACGCUACGCAACGAGCGCUUCGUCGUGCCCGAGCUGCUCUUCCACCCCGCCGACGUGGGCCUCGGCCAGCCUGGUCUGCCCGAUGUCGUGGCGCAGUCGGUCUCCUGUCUGCCGGUCGGCCUCUGGCCUGCUCUCCUGACCAACAUCGUCGUCGUCGGCGGCAACGCUGAGCUGCCCGGCUUUGUCCAGCGCCUGCAGCAAGAAAUCCAGGCCCGCAUGCCCGACGACCUGCUCGUACGCCUCACCCGUCCGGCCGACCCCAUCACCUGCACCUGGCGCAGCGCUACCCGCUUCGCCGACUCUGCCGUCGUCGGCCGGCUCGCCGUCACUCGCCAAGACUACGACGAACACGGAGCCGCCUGGGUGGCCCGACAGUUUGCGGGCGGCAUAGGGGGGGACGUAAUGGAUUGA
Molecule: messenger RNA, 1413 nt
Organism: Grosmannia clavigera kw1407
Lineage: Eukaryota; Fungi; Ascomycota; Sordariomycetes; Ophiostomatales; Ophiostomataceae
Product: actin family protein
Exons: 1
Coding region: 1-1413 (470 amino acids)
Cellular component (GO): Swr1 complex
Molecular function (GO): nucleosome binding
Source: RefSeq, a predicted model, not a curated record